AUGGAACCAAAUCAAGAUGGCAAAGAAGUUGAAAUUUUUGGAUUUGUCAGGUUGUUUCUCAAUGUACAUACUUCCCGAGUUCCCAACAUCAGGGAGUCUAGAGAUCCUAAACAUUUCUGGUUGUGGGAAGUGGGAGUACAAUUCAUGUCCAGAGAUGGAUAUUCGAAACUUGUGGAACCUAAAAGUUUGAAUCUGAGUGAUGCUAAACUGGAAGCUAUAAGGGGAGGAACCAUUGGAAUGCUGGAGCUACUUCAAGAUCUCGAUCUCACUAACCUCAAGUGUAAGAAUGCAGAUGAGGCAUUUGUCGAUAUUGGGACAUUGUCUUCUCUUAAGGUCUUGAAAACCAUUGGAGCCGGUUAUAUACGUUGGGAAGAAGAAGAAGAAGAAGAAGAAGAAGAAGAAGAAGAAGAAGAAGAAGAAGACCAUGAAACAAGUCAUGAGGAGGAGUUGAACGAAGAAGAGACUAAAGAUGUGAUGACGGAGGUUCGGGUUGAAGAGACUACAAAAGAUGUGUUAGCAUUAGGGAAGCUUCCUACAAGUCUGAAGUUGCUACACACUUCAUCUCGAGUUGUUAAUCUCUCGGAGCUAUUGGAGCUGGAGGAACUAGUCGUUGAAGAUUGUGAUUUCAGGCUCGAGAUUCCUCCCGUAGACGACAAUGCCGAUAUUUGGUGGAAGGUAUCCAAAUUGAAAUCUCUGGCAAUGAAAAGAACAAAGGUGUUCAUCACAACAACAACAAGCAACCUUUGUGCUUCUUCUUCUUCUUCUUCUUCUUCUUCUUCUUCUUCUCUACCGUUGGUGCUGCUUCCAUCAUCUCUAACCAAACUCCACAUUUGGUACUGUACGGAAUUGGAGUGUCUCCCGACCCUAGUGAACCUCGAGAAUUUGGCCGAGUUGGUCGUCCAAAAUUGUGGCAGGCUUCAAGAGAUUCGAGGUCUCGAAGGGUUGAAAUCGUUGCGAUCUCUAGUGAUAACUAGCCAUGAUACUCUAACUCGGAUCCAUGGCCUUGAGAAACUCCUGAGCUACAACAAUGUUCAAACGUUGCAUAUAGUCUAUUGUCCUCUCCUCGCAGCCGUAUUCCGUGAUGACCAUGAUCAAUCAACUAUGGUCGUCGACUCUUUACGAAAGUUGUGCAUCUACAAAUGUAGGUCAUUGUUGCAUGAGGGUGGCCGACUACCUCGUUUCUCGAGCUUCCCGAAGCUCAUGUCUCUGGAACUUGGGGAGAUAACUGGCGUUGAAGACGAUAAUGAACAGAUGGAGGGGAUAGCGUGUUUGGAAGAGUUAGUUAAGCUGAGAUUGGACGGCUUCCUAUCAAUAGAGAGACUUCCUUCACUUGAAAAACUGCGCAAGUUGGCCGAUCUAGAGUUGCAGGGUAUGCCAAGGCUACGUGAGAUACAAGGCAUCACUUAUUUGAAGUGGUUGAAGAUGUUAAAUCUUCGAGGCUGCACGAAUUUGAAUUCUCAUCAUCUCUCCACUCUCAGGACUAGUCUACCGAACACAAACAUAAGGUGGCCCACUAAAGAAAUGGCAUGA
This is a messenger RNA of Linum trigynum, 1530 nucleotides long. NCBI's taxonomy places the organism in Eukaryota, Viridiplantae, Streptophyta, Magnoliopsida, Malpighiales, Linaceae. The record is from the annotation of a GenBank genome assembly.